CACGACAGCCCAUCAAGAUGCCGGUACGUCGAACUUCUCCCUGCUCUAUAUAAUGAGGCUUCGCAGCAUCAAUACGCAAAUUAAUUCGGCGCAAAUCAAAUCAGAGAAUGGCGUGCUAACUUAUCUUUUUCUUGAAUACAGAGCCAAAAGUCCUUCCGCACCAAGCAAAAGCUUGCCAAAGCCCAGAAGCAGAACCGUCCCAUUCCUCAAUGGAUCCGUCUUAGGACUGGUAACACCAUCAGAUACAACGCCAAGAGAAGGCACUGGCGCAAGACCCGUCUGGGUAUCUAAAUUCGUCAAUUUUCCUGCAGUAUCCUCGGAGCCCUUUUUAUCUCGACUAGUUAUUGACUCGAUCUGUUCGCUUUUUCCUCGCCAGUUCGACUGUCUUUGACCCAAAAAGGUGGCUGAUGAAAUGAUGGGCCCGGUUUUCUAUUUGCGUUACACCUAUGUCGAUUAAUGCCGUACCCACGCAAUAUUUUCUUUCCAUCCGGAACCAGCAACGGGUUGAUUGGUCAUAUCAAUAAAGUUCUCUUGCGGCAGUUCUCAUUUCUUAAUGGGUGGCGCAGGUAUUAAACAAAAUAUGAAAUGAAUUAUGGCGUCGAGGGCUCUCUCUGUGUGUGGAGGAUGCGUGGACUAUCAUCCUCGUAAAGGAUUCAGACUAUAGUAAUGAAAACUCUUAGGAUGGACCCUUUCUAGUCCUGGUCAUGAAAUGAAAUCAUAAACGAUGUAAUUUGAAUUUAUACGAGCAUUAAUACCGGCAUAUUCUGCGAUACAAGCAGAUAUGUUGUAACCUGACACUUAACAGAUGACAACACGGGCUUGUUUUAACGCAUAUUAGAG
This is a messenger RNA of Talaromyces proteolyticus, 840 nucleotides long. RefSeq lists its product as uncharacterized. The transcript is spliced from 2 exons. The record is from RefSeq and is a predicted model, not a curated record. Bases 53 to 391 code for a protein of 112 amino acids. Lineage: Eukaryota; Fungi; Ascomycota; Eurotiomycetes; Eurotiales; Trichocomaceae.